AUGACUACUAAUCUCGGUUUAAACAUAAUCACCCUAGUGACGCUUUUGAUAACUUUAACCCCAACCUUAAUCAAAUCAGAGGAGAGCAUUAAUGUCCUUUUACCCAUUUCCCUAAACCUCACUGUCCUAACUGAUCCCUUCUCCAUCUCCGCCGCUUCUCAAGACUUCGGUAACAUAACCGACGAAACCCCCGGAGCCGUGCUCUGCCCUUCCUCCUCCGUCGAGGUCUCCCGUCUCCUCCGCUUUGCGAGCGGAGAAUUCUCUUACGGCGAGGACGCAACCGGCCCCUCGCCCGGUUUCAAGGUGGCGGCUCGCGGCCAAGGCCAUUCCCUCCGUGGCCAAGCCUCAGCACCCGGCGGCAUAGUCGUGAACAUGACUUGUCUCGCCAAGGCGGCUAAACCGGCGGCGGUUGUUGUCUCCGCAGACGGAACUUAUGCUGACGUGGCGGCCGGGACUAUGUGGGUGGAGGUUCUUGAGACGGCGGUGGAGAGAGGCGUCUCGCCGGUUACUUGGACGGAUUAUUUGUAUCUUAGCGUUGGAGGGACGUUGUCAAACGCUGGAAUCGGCGGUCAGACUUUUAGACACGGCCCUCAGAUUAGUAACGUUCAUGAGCUGGACGUUAUCACCGGAAAAGGCGAAAUGAUGACUUGCUCUCCAAAGUUAAACACUGAAUUGUUCUAUGGAGUUUUGGGAGGAUUGGGUCAAUUUGGUAUUAUAACAAGAGCCAGAAUUGCGUUGGAUCAUGCACCAAAAAGGGUGAAAUGGUUACGGAUACUCUACAAUGACUUCUCGGAUUUUACAAGAGAUCAGGAGCGUUUAAUAUCAAUGGUCAACGAUAUUCGAGUUGACUUUUUGGAAGGUCAACUGAUGAUGUCAAACGGCUUCGUAGACACCUCUUUUUUCCCACUCUCUGAUCAAACAAGAGUCGCCUCUCUCGUGAAUGACCACCGUAUCAUUUAUGUUCUCGAAGUAGCCAAGUAUUAUGAUACUACCACCCUUCCCAUCAUUAACCAGGUGAUUGACAUGUUAACUAGGACGCUAGGUUUCAUUCCCGGGUUCAUGUUCAUGCGAGAUGUUCCUUAUUUUGAUUUCUUGAACCGUGUCCGAAACGAAGAAGAUAAACUAAGGUCUUUAGGGCUAUGGGAAGUUCCUCAUCCAUGGCUUAACAUCUUCGUCCCCAGAUCUCGAAUACAAGAUUUUCAUGAUGGUAUUAUCAAAGGCCUUCUUCUCAACCAAACCUCAACUUCUGGUGUUACUCUCUUUUAUCCCACAAACCGGAACAAAUGGAACAACCGCAUGUCAGCGAUGAUACCAGACGAAGAUGUCUUUUAUGUGAUCGGAUUAUUGCAUUCAGCUGGCGGAUCACAAAAUUGGGAAGAACUCGAUAAUCUCAAUGAUAAGAUAAUCCACUUCUGCGACACCUCGGGCAUUAAGAUUAAAGAAUAUUUGAUGCAUUACACUAGAAAAGAAGAUUGGGUCCAGCAUUUCGGACCAAAAUGGGGUGACUUCUUAAGGAGGAAAAUUAUGUUUGAUCCAAAAAAACUAUUGUCUCCGGGACAAGACAUUUUUAGUUAA
This is a messenger RNA of Eutrema salsugineum, 1575 nucleotides long. Its product is annotated as cytokinin dehydrogenase 4. Gene Ontology annotation, molecular function: FAD binding; cytokinin dehydrogenase activity. The transcript is spliced from 5 exons. The record is from RefSeq and is a predicted model, not a curated record. Bases 1 to 1575 code for a protein of 524 amino acids. Gene Ontology annotation, biological process: cytokinin metabolic process. Lineage: Eukaryota; Viridiplantae; Streptophyta; Magnoliopsida; Brassicales; Brassicaceae.